This is a messenger RNA of Apiotrichum porosum, 726 nucleotides long. RefSeq lists its product as uncharacterized. Gene Ontology annotation, biological process: mitochondrial electron transport, NADH to ubiquinone. Lineage: Eukaryota; Fungi; Basidiomycota; Tremellomycetes; Trichosporonales; Trichosporonaceae. The transcript is spliced from 5 exons. The record is from RefSeq and is a predicted model, not a curated record. The coding region runs from base 1 to 726 and encodes 241 amino acids.
AUGACCCCUCCCCCCGCUACCGCCUUCACCGCCGCUCACCGCUUCUAUGUCAAGUCGCUGUACAAGCGCUACCUCACCAACUCGCUGAACUGGGUCAUCAGGCGAGACACCUGGCGCCAGCGCGCCAUUGAGAUCCGCGCCGAGUUCGAGCGCAACAGGUGCGUUGGGACCGGACGAGGAGGAAGCAGUGGAGAGUUGGGCGCUGUCGGCAUGCUGCCUGCCAAGUGGCGUGCAGUGCCAUGGAUCGAGGAGGAUCGCAUGAUCAUACGACAGUUGGGGAUGGUGGGGAACGGCUGGCGUUAUUUCUGUCACCUUCAGCCGUUGUACCCCGUUCGCCGUCUCGUCGUCCAACAGCAUCGAUCCUCCAUAUGGACGUCCACUAACAUACCCAGGAACGUCAACGACCCCCGUGCUCUUGCCAUUAUCUUUGAGCAGGCCGAGGCCAAGCUCGAGAGGGAGGCCCACCCCGACCCCUACAGGCCACCCAUGUUCCCCGACGGCACGAAGUGGGAGCGCAACAUUCCCGUGAGUAGCUUGGUGGAUAUCGUCGCAGCGCGGCCACCCCACCACGCCCCACCUGAGGACUUCACUGACUCUGCAGCCCCCGGAGAGCAUGGCGCUGGAGUGGAUAGUGGGGGAGCUGCAGCACAGAGCGCUGGUGGCAUGAAGCCUGGGUGUGAGAGCGGGAGUAAACGGAAGGGCCCCGCAUUCCAACGACGACAAUGA